UUAAAUUCUAGAGGCGCUGUAGGAGCAGUUCCACCGGAAGUAACUCAUGUCUGGUCCAUUGUGGUGAACUUUCACCUUAGGCUGUGCACGCUGGAAGAAAUGGAAAGUCAGUGAAGCAACGUGGUCUGGGACAUAUUAAACAAUUAUUUAUUGAAUUUAGUGUCGCUGAAGCUUUUCCCCCUCAUCUUUUGUUCCGCCUGGAUUUAAUAAUCCGACGCGUCAACGCGGCUAAAAGAUGGGGAAGGCGCCGAAGAAGAGGAGCCUUGCUGACAAGGUGCGGAAGACCAAAACCUCCUCUGAGAUCAAAAACAACCCGUUUGAGGUGAAAAUCAACAGAAAGAAAUUUGAUGUGCUCGGGAGAAAAAGCAAGCAUGAUGUGGGUCUGCCCGGUGUAUCUCGAUCCAAAGCCGUCAAUAAGAGAAAAGAGACCCUGCUGAAGGAAUACAAACAGAAGAACAGAUCCAGCAAAUUUAUUGACAGACGUUUUGGAGAGUAUGACACCAAGAUGGCACCCGAAGACAAAAUCCUCCAGAGGUUCACGAUGGAGAGACAGCGCGUCCAUGAGAAGAAGGACGUGUACAACCUGAAUGAGGAGGAAGAGCUGACUCAUUAUGGCCAGUCUUUGGCUGAAAUGGAGAAAUUCAAUGAUGCUGUGAAUAGCGAUGAUGAAUCAGAAGAAAAAGGUCUAUUGUCUGCUGAGCUCACUGCGUCCCACUUCGGAGGAGGAGGUGGUCUCCUCAGGAAGAAGGCAUCGGGGGAGCAGGAGGAGGAGGGAGGCCAGAGGGUGAAAUCCAGGCAGGAGCUCAUUGAAGAGCUCAUCCAGAAGUCCAAGCAGGAGAAGAGGGAACGCCAGGUGCAGAGAGAGGAGGCCCAGGAGCUGACCGAGAAGCUGGAUCAAGACUGGAAGAACAUACAGUCUCUGAUGGUGAAAAAGACGCCCAAAGCUGACAAACAGGAGGAGAAACCCAAACUGGAGGAAUAUGACAUGAUGGUCAGAGAGCUCGGCUUUGAGAUGAAGGCUCAGCCCUCAGAGAAGAUGAAAACUCCAGAGGAGCUAGCCAAGGAAGAGAGAGAGAAGCUGCAGAAACUAGAGGCUGACCGUCUCAGGAGGAUGAUGGGAGAGGAAGUCGUGGAAGGUGCACAAAGUCAGAUUCACUUCUCUGCUGAUGACCUGAAUGACGGCUUCAUUCUGGAUAAACACGACAAGAAGACUCUGGCUUAUCAGGAUGGAAAAUGGAACAUGGGGGAGGAGGAAGGAGAAGAAGAUGAUGAGGCUGAAGAUGAAGAAGAAGGAGAGGGCGAGAGCGAUGAGGAACAGGAAUCGGAUGCAGAGGAGGAUGAAGUUGAGGAAGAGGAAGAAGAAGAAGAGGAGGAGGAAGAAGAGGAGGAGGGAAGCGGUGAAGAUGAUGGCCACUCAGACCUCGAGUCUGAGCAAGAAAGCGAAAACGAGGAGGAGGAAGAGGCCAGCCCCAAGCCGAAGAAGACUCUCAGCAAAGAGGAAGUGAAGGCCCAGCAGGAGGCAGCCAAAGCAGAGCUCCCAUACACAUUUGCUGCCCCUGAGAGCUACAACGAUCUGAAGGAUAUGCUACGUGGUCACACCUCUGACAACCAGCGCCUCAUUGUGGCCAGAACUCAAAAGAGCAACCACCCCAGUUUGGCUGUAGGCAAUAAACUCAAACUACAGAAACUUUUUGGCUUUCUGUUGGAGUACAUCGGAGAGCUGGCCUCUAGGAGUCCACCUGAACUUAGCACCAUUGAUAAGCUCAUACCCGAGGUGUACGCUCUGUGCCAGAUGUUUCCAGACGCAGCCUGUAAGGCUAUGCAGAGCAUCCUCGGAGAUGCCGCUCAUAGCAUGGAGGAGACGCUUGAGGUCAAAGGUCACGCAGCUUUCCCUACACUAGACAUGCUCAUCUACCUUAAGGUGACAGCCCUGCUGUUUCCUACCUCAGACUUCAGGCACCCAGUUACAACUCCAGCGCUGCUUUUCAUCAGCCAGGCUCUCACCAAGUGCCCAGUGAGAUCAUUACAGGACCUAACAUCAGGUUUAGUUCUGUGCUCUCUGGCAGUGGAGUAUGUCUCUUUUUCAAAGCGCUUCCUGCCUGAGCUCAUCAACUUCCUGGUUGGGACGCUGCACCUGGCAGUGCAGGACAAGGCAUCUUUGGGUUACAUUGUAGUGCCACCCUUCAGAGCAUCAGGAAAAUACAGCGAUCUGUUAGUGCUGUCAUCGUCAGAGUCCUGCAGGACCUGGAGCAAAAAAAGCCUCCCACUCUCUGCUACUCAGCAGCUGGACCUCAAAAAUGACCCUGAUAGAGAUAACCACAGGUUAACUUGUUUGUCUACUUGCCUCGACCUGGUGAAGAGGUGCUGCUUGCUCUACAAAGACCUCCCCUCCUUCACACACAUCUUUCAGCCAAUCAGAACGCUUCUUUCAAAACAUCUUUCCACCCAAACAUUACCAGAACCAUUACAGGAGCUUAGCAGUGAGAUCGUGGAGGCCAUUAGCAGCACGCCUGUGACUCACAGUCCGCUCGUUUUUGACAAGAGAAAGCCUAUUCCUCUGAAACUGCUCACGCCCAAGAUUGUUGAAGUGCUGGACUAUGGAAAGAAGCGUGGCAGCACCAGAGAGGAGAGAGAGAAGGAGCGACUGAAGCAUAAAUACAAGAGGGAGUUUAAGGGCGCUCUGAGAGAGAUCAGGAAGGACUCCCGCUUCCUGGCCAGAGAGAAGCUCAACGAGGUCAUGAACAGGGAUGCAGAGAGAAAGAGAAAAGUGAAAGAGCUAAUGGGCAGUCUGGCCACCCAGGAGGGAGAGUGGAAGUCCCUGAAGAGGAAGAAGAAGUGAAAUAUUUAAUCUCCACCAGUUCUCCCCAUUGUCUGAUCAUUUUCAAAUGGACCUCUCCAGUUGAGCUAUGGAUCACAUGUAUAAGGUUGAAAUAUAUGGAAUAUACAGUUGAGAGUUCUCUGUCAUGAUUGCACACCAUGUUGUCACAUAUUCCGAUGUAGGCGUCUGAUGUGACAAUUGGAUACUGCUGUUGGAAGUGUCAGUCUACAAAGGAACAAAGGAGUGAAUAUUUUGCUCGGAUUUUCCCUUUUUUUAAAAAAAAAAACAGAAACCAUCACAAUGUUGUGCUGUUGUGUGUGCUGUUAACAGUGGCUAUACUUUUCCAAUAAAGAAGGUCAGGGUUACUCCCACUAUGAUAAAAAUGUAAAUAAAUUUACAGCACAUGGAUCAA
Molecule: messenger RNA, 3230 nt
Organism: Oreochromis niloticus (Nile tilapia)
Lineage: Eukaryota; Metazoa; Chordata; Actinopteri; Cichliformes; Cichlidae
Gene: nop14
Product: NOP14 nucleolar protein homolog (yeast)
Exons: 19
Coding region: 236-2839 (867 amino acids)
Biological process (GO): maturation of SSU-rRNA
Cellular component (GO): nucleolus; Noc4p-Nop14p complex; small-subunit processome
Source: RefSeq, a predicted model, not a curated record